Lates calcarifer (barramundi perch) is the source of this 8231-nucleotide messenger RNA. RefSeq names its product abhydrolase domain containing 8b (gene abhd8b). Gene Ontology annotation, molecular function: catalytic activity. The record is from RefSeq and is a predicted model, not a curated record. NCBI's taxonomy places the organism in Eukaryota, Metazoa, Chordata, Actinopteri, Centropomidae. The transcript is spliced from 4 exons. Bases 5725 to 7296 code for a protein of 523 amino acids.
AACGUACAGCUGAAUGAAAUAUAAUUUCUCUGAGGACCAGGGAAUAAAAAUCUGGUCUACAAAUAAUACAACACAAAACGUGAAACAUCAAGGAGUUAUGUUCUAUUCUGUCAAAACUGGAGUUUUUUUCCUUGGUUUUCUUUAGUUUUCAGAAUUAGAUAAUAACAUAUGCAGCACUAUAACUUUACUGUUGAGUUCACCAUAUCAGUACAUGUUUUAUCUGUGAAUGUCUAGGUCAGCUUGUGAAAGAGCAUAGCAGUCACUGCAGUUCCAUACAGCUGAAGAGAGUUACAUUGUUUGCUUUAGUGUUAUAUUGCUAAAACCUGGAGAUGGGCUGAUAUUUAAAACAUAUUUUUUCAACAAAGUUCAAUUAUCUAGUUCUAAUUCUUAAAGUUACAUUUACUCCAUCUCACUCAUUGAAAAAAAAAUCCAAACUUUAUGAAGUGGCAAAUAUUGUUGAUGUCAAAAGUUUAACUACUGCAUACAAGAUGUCUUGAACAUCACUGAAAGACCAUUCUCAGUGUACUGUAUGUGGAAUGCAGGCUUCAAGUUUCCAAAUCACACCUGUGUUAGUUGCAUAUUGGACCAGGACUGGCUUCUAAACUAGUUGCAAGGUCAUGAAUCAUAUCUUCAAGUGCACUUCAACUCUCUUAGAUUUUUGGUGAGCACAGAGAAAGAUUCUGCCUUUAGCAGAUGAAUGUGAAGACAGUCUUUUAGUGUUAAACUCAUGCAUGCACUUAUUUGCAGUUAUUUCACACUACAACUGAAGGAUAUAGUAUUGUUGAUAUCAAUAUAUCACAGAUUAUGGCCAUUAAAGUAUCUAAAGAUAAACCUUGAAGUGUUACAGCUGGAGGGAGACCUAAAUAAUCCAGCCAUCGGCUCAAUGGGUUUACUGGGUCUUGAUUUUUGUGGUCUGUUCUCACCUCAUCCUGGCACAUGCAUGCUUGGACUCCUUACAAGUAGUUACCUAGCAACAACAGCCAUGGCAACUGCCACAGCACCAGCUACUUAUAAUGCUGGAGAAUGAAAUGCUGAUAAGAUGGAGGGAGUGCAUGUUUACUGGAGAGGUUUUGGGUAAAACUGAUUACAGACUCUAUUCUGAAGAUUUUAAGACAAAAUAAUGAUGAGUCCUGCAGAGGAGAUGCAUUUCUACAGACCACAAUAUGUCUUCCAAAUCAAUGCUGCAAAAUGCAACUGACUUUUACUGAAAGCAUGAAACGAGAAAAAUUAACAUAUGAAUCUUUUACAAGCCUAUAAGCCUAAAUCGUAGAAAGCUGCUGUUAAGAUAAUUAACCAGAUUAAGUCUAAUCGCACUUAACAGACUUACUGUCUGAUAAGGCAACAUUUAUAAAGGGUUUAUAAGUUAGAAUUUAUGUAAAUAUAUCAUGCAUUAAUGCUUUGUAGUUCAGUUCUAAACAACUGUUGUGAAAAAUCCUCCUCCAGCACAUCUUUGCUUGUCUUUUUUUAAAACAAAUUCUACAGAGUCCCUCUAACAAACCACUCUGACUUCUAUAAAAAGGGCUAAAAAAGUUUGUCAACCACUUGUUACUACAUGAGUUAUUUGGGGUUUUCACAAUUAUUCAUUAAAUCAGCAGCUAUAAACGAUCAAGGGGUGUUUUCCCACCUGCCCCUUUCAUUUGUAAUAAUUAUAUAUAUAUAUAUUUUAACAACCUGGCCAAAAGCACAAAAUGAUUUAUUAACCAUCAAUAAAGCCAUUAAUUACAGCUCAUAAAGACGUUAUAAACAGCACUGUGGCAACACCUCAGGCCAUUAGGUUUAUGAACACAGAGCUACACUGAACUGUAAAAGCCAAUAAAAUCACUGGUCGAUUAAUGAAUGUACAGGGGCCUUAAUUAUGGUGACCUGAGGGUUUGCAGACUUAUCAUCAUCUGAACAGAUCACAGAGCAGAGGAAGGUUAUUUUUUGGAGAAGCAAGGCUGCACAUUCGUUGUUUACUUAUUUAUGUUAUUUAAACUGAAGUUGUUUUGUUGUUUUUUUACUUGGGCUACACUUAACACCAAAAAUACAUUAAAUGUAUUUUUCUUUUGUUUGUUUCUGUUUUUUAACACUAAGCACGUUUUUUUCACUCAUGUACCCACUGGUUGUCUGGCGUCACAUGGCAGCAGGGGGCAGCUCUUCACACCCACAAACUGAACAGUACAGUGGUUCAGUCGCACCAACACUUGAUGGAAUUAAAACAUCCUGACGUCCCGCUGAGCUCCGGUGCGUCUCCGAGCGCGGUCACCACACCAGCGCUGGAGCAGGCAGAUAUGUGGAUCUACCUCUGAACCAUAGACAGAUAUACUGUCAGCAGGCUGACAGUGGCCGCUAUGUGGAGGCUACCUACACGACAGCAGAACCCAGAUAAAUUAGAUUAUUGGAUUGACUGCAACAGAUUAUAGCUCUCCUACUUCCCCCAUGCCUCAUAAGAAAACCACAUCAAUUUGAUCAUAUUUCACGCGGAGUUUUCGCAAAUAUAAAGGUAGGUAUUUUACUUUACUUCAACUAAAUAAUGUUUUUUUUUGUACUGUGAUUGUUUUGAUCAGCACAGCCUAUGGAUGUUGGCAGCAGACAUGAAGUAGGUCGCUACAUAAAUUCUGCCGCUUUCAACCAAGGCAAACAGGUCAUUUAGUGCAUUGAGUUCUGAAAUGAAUUUUAUCUGGCGACAGUCUAAACUAAAAGAGACAACAUUCUGGCUCUUGCUUUAUUUGCUGCAUUAGACGACAGUGAGUGGCCUAUUCAACUCACUUUCAUUGUUGUUGCUGAAUAGAUUGGGUCAUGGGCCUCACUGAAAAUACCAGGUAAAAGAUGUUUUACUUUACUACUCCUAUUUUUAUUCUUUUAACGAAAAGUUAUUUUCAUUUUUCCCUGAAUUGGUGUCAUAUUACCAAAUACUAGGCACGUGUGCGCGUUUACAUUUUGCUGAAUGGACACUAUAAAUUUCCAUUUUGAAUAAUCCAUUACAUUUUUUCACUAAAUGUCUCAAAUGAUUCAAAAUAUAUUUAUUUUUGAAUAAAUUCUAUUGUGCAGAACAUCACUCUCUAACAGGACGCAGCUUUCUAACAAAACAGUGGCUAAAUGCUUCAUAACUGACUUAUCUCAUUCAAAGCCAUAGUGUUUUUCAUUAGUUCUGUGUAGAUCAUUUUUCCUCAUGCAAAGCAACAACCAGACAGUGGUGAUUUAUAUGACUUAAGAUGUGUCUUACACAGUGCUGUAAUUCAGUUCAGUUGCUGCAUCUUUUUCCAUGCAGAAGUUCUUAAGAGAGAUUUCACAGGUAAAAAGGUAGAGCUAUUCACUGAUGACAUUAUAGUUUACUACCAAGCGAGCACAGUAAGGAUCUUUAAAAGAAAAACACCUAGUUAAUUUUAAUGUUCAGUGAUAAAUAAUUUAACAAGCUGGGACUUGUCAACUCUGAACCUGCAGUGCUGUACUUGUUUUUCCAUGACAGUCUCUGCUCUUUUCUGGGCAUCAUUCCCCACUGUGAUUGUCUCUGACCUGUGAAUCGUUAUGUAACAGCCUCCUGCAUCCACUGAUGGCAGAGGCCAUGUAGAGACUGCAACAGGAAGCAAACCCACAGAUAGGGGUGAUAGCAGUGCAUCAUAUGAUGUGUGAAUGGUAAACGUCAUGGAGGAGGAGGAAACCACCCACAAUUAUGAAACACAUUGACAAAACAGUGCUUUCUAUACUUAUUCAGUUUGAACAGUUAGUCAGGGCUGCCAGCCUGAAAAAUCUGAGCAGAAAUUAGACAGGAAGCACUUGCUUCUCCCUCAUCACCCUCCAAUGAGAUGCUCUUAAAUGAGACAUUAAACACUGCUCUAGUGGCCAACACAGAAACACUGGUAGCACUUCCAAGCAGUACUUGUUACUUCCAAGUGUGAUUAUUUGAAUGAAUUAUGACAUGCAGUAUUAUAAGUGGGACAAGCAUCCAGUUGCCUACUUCCUCAGCCUCAGUUGUGGUCCAUUUUGCCAUUGCCAGUCUUUUGCUCUGCUUGCCAGCCUGCAAGCAUUUCUUACCACAAAAACAUCUAACACCAUGUCUCCUCCUCCUUAUUAAAUAAUAUAUGCAGACUAGAUUAAAAAAAGACUGUGCUCAAAUACUGGUAAAUGACAUUCAUGCAGAACAGGAUCUCAUCAUACAACACCAUCUCAGUAUUUGGAUGCCAUCACAAAGAAUCCAUCUGUUUUCAAGUUGAUUUAAAUAUUUACAGUACUUUAAAAGAGACAGGGGGUUGGAUGGAUGGAUGAGAGACAGAUAAAUAUUAGUAAAACAUAUUAUUCAUGCCAGUGUUAACAUGGAAAUGAACAGGUUAUUGUUGAUUUUGAUGUUGUUGUUUUGAUGAUAUUAGAGGUGAAUGUGUCGUCCCCCCAGUGAUAUCAAAAUGGCCUGCUCAGCCUCCUUCAGUCAGUACACAUACAGCACUGCGCAACACUGCUGUCUGGAUAGAGGAUGUGCAAGUAUAAGCAAAAAGAGUAUAAUAGCCAGCAAAGCAGGAACUCGGUAUUACAUUGUGUCCAUAAUCCCCAGAUGAAAGCAGAAGCUGAUGGGUUUGCAAGUAUAGAAAAAGAUGCAACAAAACACACAGAGGGUGAAACUGUCGCCGUACAGUGUCACUGUUUUCACCGAGAGACAGACAGAUUGUGUUGUGUAGACAGAGAGAAUAAUCCCCUCCAGCAGGGAGGGGAGCAACAGGAAGGUAGGAUAAUGCCACCAGCAGAGAAACUUGCAGACCCUGCCUGGCUGCUCUGCUGUUGCCAUGGCUGGUAAUCAACUGACAACCUAAUAUACUGGAUACUGAGUCUGUAGUGUUUAUGAGACAUGCAUCAUACAUGGUCUCAUCCAUUUUUUGGAUAUUAACCUUUAUAAUAACCUAACAAUCCUUUAUUCUUUAAUAAGAUUUACAAAAUAUUAAUCUCUACAAUCCUUACUAGUCCACAAACUUAUAAAGUUCCACUAAUUACUGCUGGUCAUGGUGUGGUUUUGACCAACAGUAUGGCAGUGUGUGCUGCUGCAGAGUGAUCACAUGGUGGACAGCUUUAACUCACAGAGCUAUUACUGUCCCCGUCUAUUAAUACCUCCAAAGGCCACGCCGAGGGAAGACGCUGCUCAGUUACGUCCGGCAGAAAGUCGCAAGGGUUUAAAUUGUAAUUAGACACCAGAUUGUAAGGGCACAAGAACCUGUUUACCUCUUUGAAUGGUGCAGAUAAAGUUCAAACAUGCUCAUUUAAUGUAGAGCGUUAAAGUUGUUUUGAAUGCAUGAGAAUAUUAUGAUAUAUUAAGUGAUGUUCUUUUUUAAAGUUAGUAUACAUGGAUGUGCAACUUUUCAUCUCACCAACAGUGUUACAACAAAGACAUGCACAAUUUGAACUUAAAAUAUUCUGAGCUCUAUCACCUGGGAACCAAUGUAUUCACUAUGUUGUUUUAACUCUCUCAAGGGCUCAUUUUUGAUAAAAUAGGUAGAUUUUUUUUUCCUCUAUUAAAGGCUGUCUUCUUUUUUCUUUAACCUGAAUUUGCAUUAACUUUUAAGUGCAAGUUUCAAGUUGAUUUCUUCUGAUGAAACAUCCAAGGCACACAGAUAUAUAUCUAUGAGUGGGGCUUCAACAGACACUUCACCUGAUGUAGUCGUUUAGACAUGACAUAUUUUACCAAUUUUUAUUGUCUUUGUGGUCUAUAUGGCUUUAAUUUAAUAGUGUGCUUGGUUGUAACUGUGGUUCCUUUUAUAAUUUAUGUGCUUGUGGUUUGCUUUGACCUUGUUUCAUUCAUGUUUGCAAGUUUUUGCUGAUUUUUGUGUGUUUUUAUGUGAAUGUAUUCCCUCCAGACUGGCAGCCAUGCUGACCAGCUUUAUGGAAGGUAUUCUCUGCUGCCUGACCUCAAAGUCUGCCAACGUUGUGGUUCCUGUAGAAACUUCAGAACCCGCUGAUGGCUACGAGUUUGUGGAGGUGAAACCAGGCCGGGUCCUGCGGGUUCGACACAUCAUCCCUGACCGGCCAGUGGUGGAGGAACCCGCUGGGCAGGGUGGGAGUGUCAGCUGCAAACGAAAGAUCACAGUGUAUCGUAACGGACAGCUGUUCAUUGAGAACUUGGGCGACAGGGCGAGCGCAGAGUUGAAAAGCUGCCAGAAUGGAGGGACAGAACCUAACAGCACAGUAGAGGUUGAACUUACAGACUGCGGAAACUCCUCGCCGCCUGUCAGCAUCCCCGAGGGCAGGUCAGACUCCAUCACAGCUGGAAACAACGGGGUAUCCGAGACAGGAGCAGGAGGAGAGGCACCCGCUGCUGGACACGCCGACCAGUCCCAGCAACCCAGGAAGCGCCGGCGGAAGCCCAAACGCACUGUGGUGAUCGACUGUGAGAGGAAGAUAACAGCCUGUAAAGGGACGCAUGCAGAUGUGGCUCUGUUCUUCAUCCACGGAGUGGGAGGCUCGCUGGACAUCUGGGGAAGCCAGUUGGACUACUUUUCUCGGCUAGGCUACGAAGUGAUUGCCCCGGACCUGGCAGGUCACGGAGCCAGCUCGGCACCGCAGAUAGCUGCAGCAUACACUUUCUACGCCCUGGCAGAGGAUAUGAGACUAAUCUUCAAAAGAUAUGCACGCAAGAGGAAUAUUCUCAUAGGACAUUCUUAUGGUGUGUCGUUCUGUACGUUCCUGGCCCACGAGUAUCCGGAUCAGAUCCACAAGAUGGUGAUGAUCAAUGGAGGUGGUCCCACAGCUUUGGAGCCCAGCCUCUGCUCCAUCUUCAAUCUGCCCACCUGUGUGCUUCACUGCCUCUCCCCACUGCUGGCCUGGAGCUUUCUCAAGGCUGGCUUUGCACGGCAGGGUGCCAAGGAGAAACAGCUGCUGAAAGAGAACAAUGCCUUCAACGUGUCGUCCUUUGUGCUGCGCGCCAUGAUGAGCGGGCAGUACUGGCCUGAGGGGGACGAGGUCUACCACGCUGAGCUCACAGUGCCCAUCCUGCUGGUUCACGGCAUGCACGACAAGUUUGUUCCUGUUGAAGAAGACCAGCGCAUGGCUGAGAUCCUCCUAAUGGCCUUCCUCAAGUUACUGGAGGAUGGCAGUCACAUGAUCAUGAUGGAGUGUCCUGAGACUGUCAACACACUCCUGCAUGAGUUUUUCCUCUGGGAGCCAGCCACCCCUCCACCGCCAAAGAAAGAGUCCAAAGCACGUCCAGAGACUGCCAAAGCCCAGUCUGACAACACCAAGGCAUCAUCUGAGCCCGCCAAGGUCCGACCUGCGACUGCCAGGCAAACCUCAUCAAACGGCGGCGCAGAGGAGAAGCCAGACAGCAAGGCCAAAAAAUGACUGAAGAUUAAAGCCGAGUCAGAUUAAAGCUGAAACUUCCAGUGGUUGUUACACUAAAUCAUGGCUGACUGCACACUUUGUAUGUCCUGGGGAACUGAGCUGGUGGGAAGUGGUUGACCUGAUGAUGAGCCAAAUAAAGCAGAGUUAUCAGAAAUGGUCCAGCUAAAAGGUUGGACUUACUGGAAAUGGGACACUACAGGGAGUUCAAAUUUGAUUCCAGUCAUGUCAGCAACAAAGCUCAAGGACAGAGGAAAAGGAGCUCCAAUAAUAUAACGAAACAAAGAUGGUCCAUUGUUCAGCUUCAACUCCCUGUCCUACAUACAGCAGGGAAGAUAUGGUUGUGCCUUGACGUGAUGUGUGGUGAUGAUGUUAAGGUAGGCAGAGUAAGAGGAGGAGGAAACAGUCAUAUACAGUCAUGUGUAACAGGAUCAAACCCCCCCCCCCCCCCGUGUGUUUCUUAGCCUGUCCUGCUGGGGAGCACUCUGACAAACAGCACACAGGUUUGUGUCUUUGCCAGACAAAAUACAGAUUAAAAAAACAGUAAUACACUAACACUAAUAAAAAAAUAUAUAAUACUUAAAGCAGUCCAGGUCUAGAGUCUCUUUCAAUCUGUGGUCACGUGGUUCAAGUAGCUGGAGGUAGUGACCAGGUGUAGAGAGUCCAAGUAAAGUGCAGCUAACAGUGACUCAAUAAACAACGCAAAAGCACAGCGGGGAUAAGCUCUGUGACAUGCACUAGGUCAAUUAACGUAGAAUUCAGAAAGACACUUGAAAUUCAGGAACACAUAGAUCAUGUGAUCACAACCAAACGAAGAAAACAAAACAUGCAAUUUGGCCCUCGUAUGUGGUAGAUUUAAGUGGCUAUGGGUGGCUAGCACAAAACUUCUGGGAUCGUGCAGGGUUAGGGAGAGAUUCCUAUCUGAGAGGAGAGGUGAC